AUAAUCAUUUUUAUAAAUUUUAUUUUUUUUAAUUUUUAAUUUUAUUAAAAAUAAAUAGUAUUUAUAUUAAAAUAUUAUUAUUUUACGUACUUUUUAAAUUUUAAAUUUUUGUAGUUUUGUUGUUAUAAAUUGAAUCGAAUAAUUAGUUAAAUAUAUAGAUUUUAUCGGAGGAUAUUUGAUAUAAUAGCAGGACAAAUCAAAUCAUAAAAAAUUUGAUUCAGACAAAACUAAUUAACGGAUCGUAUAUAAAGCUUCAAAAUUUGAAUAUUCGUUUUGCGACCAUCCCUAGUAAAUAAAGAGACUUGGGGGUGAAGCUAAGGCUACAACUGGUCGCCGACAAUUAACAACCACACAAUAUUACAAAAGUAUACUUAACCGAAGGUUCUCGCAAUGGUGAUGAAACGUCAACGCAAUACAAUCGUCACACUAAGAAGAUUGUAACAUGACCAAUGAAAAGCAGUCAAUGGUUUGAACCGGAAAAUAACCCAAUCAAAAUUUAAAGUUUUCAUAAAUGGCUUUAGAUUUUAGUCAGAAAAUAUAAAUAACGAUCACCAAUGUGUUUCACUUAAUGUAUUUGAUUAUGCAGUAUAUUUUCUCUUAAAUAUAGCAUUUUAUAUUUUGUUUCCAAUUUAUCACAAUUAUAUUUAAUUUAUAAAUCACAUAUAUGAAGGAUUUUGAUAAAAUUUGAAGUUUUUGAAUCUUUGGAAACAAUGGUAGUUUAAAAAGUUACGGAAAAUCUAUUAUCAAAGUUGCAUUUUUAAAAUUUUCCCAACCCCAAGUAAGAGAAUGGUGAUAAAUAUAUUUCAAACACAUUUGAAUGAUUAUAAUUGACAAGAAAAAUAUUUGAUUGAUUAUAUCUCGACUGUCAGAAUCUAGAAUAGCGUUACCUAAAAGUGAUUAUUACAUUAUGAGAAGAAAACGAUAGAAAUAUCCACAUCCCUGAAUCUUAUCACAAGUCAAGUUGUUAAUAGAUUAUUAUAUUCUUUAAUUAGAGGCUAAUCCUUUUUUCAAUAGGCCAUUUAAAUAAACGGAGUACUAAAAUCAAAUAACGACACAUUUACCGAAAGAUUUUUCUUUAAUAUUUUUGUCAAAAGAAAAACAGAAAAAAGUAAAUAAUAUUUGAAAAAAAUCCAACAAAAGAAAAAAAAAAAGUAAACGCGUAGACAGAUGGCGACAUGAGAAAGAGAGAGUGGAGAAGAAGAAAAGAAUUACGAUCAAAGAAAUAAGACAUCUUUCUCUAGACGUUUUCACAUUACCAACUCAAAGCAAAAAAAAAAAAAGAGAAUUGUAUUUUUCAUUUUCGAUCUAAAAAGUGAAAGCCUCUCGAAAUCUAACCUUCGCUUUUAGUCUUUAGAGAUCGUUUGGUGAUUCUUGUUUUUAUUUUAGUUAUUUUCUUGAUUAGUUCUUGAUAUGGAUCAGCAUCAGCUUCACCAGCUUCACUACCUCAACAAACAUCAUCACCAACUUCAUCCUCAAUCUCAAACCCCCGAGCUAGCUUCUCCGGCUACCGGGGAUAGGUUUCCACAGUGGAGCCUAGAAGAGACUAAGGAGUUGAUAGCCAUAAGAGGAGAGCUGGAUCAAACUUUCAUGGAGACAAAGCGGAACAAGCUUCUUUGGGAAGUUGUCUCUAACAAGAUGAGAGACAAAAACUUUCUUCGUAGCCCUGAACAGUGCAAGUGCAAGUGGAAGAACCUCGUCACUCGCUUUAAGGGAUGUGAGACAAUGGAUGAAGAGAUAGCAAGACAACAAUUCCCUUUUUAUGAUGAUAUGCAAAUUAUAUUUGCAAGUAGAAUGCAAAGAAUGCUAUGGGCCGAAUCUGAGGGAGGAGGGGGAACAAGCGGCGCAACGAGAAAGAGAAGUCACUCGGAGCAAUUUUCUUCAGACGAAGAAGAAGAGAACGUGAAUGAAGAACUAGUAGGUAUCAGCAAUGAAUCCAAAACCCUAAACCCGGAAAAGAACAUUGCAAAGAAGCGAAAAGGCGGUAUUAGUAAUAGUAGUGGUGGUGCUAAUAAUAAUGUACGAGAGGUUUUAGAUGAGUUUAUGAGACAUCAGAUGAGAAUGGAGAACGAAUGGAGAGAAAGAUGGGAGGCGAGGGAGAAGGAAAGAGCAGAGAAAGAAGAAGAGUGGAGAAGAAAGAUGGAGGAGCUUGAGAAGGAGAGGAUGGCUAUGGAGAGGAUGUGGAGGGAUAGAGAGGAGCAAAGGAGGUCGAGGGAGGAGCUGAGGGCAGAGAAGAGGGAUUCACUUAUCAAUACAUUGCUUGCUAAGCUUACUAGAGAUGGUUCUCUCUAGCUCUAAUGUUUUUUUUUAACGUAAGUUAAGUUGGUCUUUCUAUGCAUGUUUGAGGUGUUAGGUUUAGUUAUUUGGUGGGAAUAGUUAGUAUAUUCAUGGGAAAAACUCGAUACUCAUAUUUGAGUUUUUAGUGGGACUUUAGGAAUAUAUUAACCCCACAUUCUUUUUCUCCAUGGUACUACUGAUUCUGGUUAAUCUUUUGGGCCAUUUUAUUUGCAUACCAUUUAAUCUCAAUGUGAUAAUGGUUUUCCAAGUCGGUCA
Messenger RNA from Brassica rapa (field mustard), 2550 nucleotides. Its product is annotated as trihelix transcription factor GT-3b. Lineage: Eukaryota; Viridiplantae; Streptophyta; Magnoliopsida; Brassicales; Brassicaceae. The record is from RefSeq and is a predicted model, not a curated record.